ACACAAACAAAAAUCAAGUUCAUUUCUAACGAAAGAAAAGUAGAGAGAAAACAUGUCAGGAAGAGGAAAAGGAGGCAAGGGAUUGGGAAAGGGUGGAGCCAAACGUCAUCGUAAGGUUCUCCGGGACAACAUCCAAGGCAUCACCAAGCCGGCGAUUCGCCGUCUGGCCAGACGAGGAGGUGUCAAGCGUAUCAGUGGGUUAAUCUACGAGGAGACCCGUGGAGUUUUGAAGAUCUUUCUUGAGAACGUCAUCCGUGACGCCGUCACAUACACCGAACAUGCUCGCCGGAAAACAGUCACCGCCAUGGAUGUUGUUUAUGCUUUGAAGCGCCAAGGCCGUACUCUCUACGGAUUUGGCGGUUAAGAGAAUUUUACGUUUCUACUUUCCAGGGUUCUUGUUUGGCAUCGAGGUUUUCAUUGAUUUGUUAUCUGUAAUCGGAUGUGGUAUUACCUGUAAUUGAAGCUAUUAAUACAAUAUCAUUUAUCCAA
This is a messenger RNA of Lactuca sativa (garden lettuce), 489 nucleotides long. RefSeq names its product histone H4. NCBI's taxonomy places the organism in Eukaryota, Viridiplantae, Streptophyta, Magnoliopsida, Asterales, Asteraceae. Gene Ontology annotation, cellular component: nucleosome. Gene Ontology annotation, molecular function: structural constituent of chromatin; DNA binding; protein heterodimerization activity. The record is from RefSeq and is a predicted model, not a curated record.